GACAAGUUCACUCUUGCACCAACGACAUUGUGUGUCAAGACUGGUGAGUUCGCAGUUGUUGUCGGCAGAAUCGGAAGCGGAAAGUCGUCCCUGUUAUCUGCUAUCUGCAGUGAGAUGCCGCUGGUUUCAGGCACAGGGUGCACAUACGGUCGGAUUGGGUAUGUCAGUCAGAAGCCAUGGAUCAUGAAUGGGACAUUCCGUGAAAACGUGCUGUUUGGCCAGGCGUUUGACGAGAAGUUCUACUGGCGCGUUGUCAAGGCGUGCGCACUAGCCCAGGAUGUCAAGCUGUUCCCGGCGCAGGAUUUGUCAGAGAUCGGACCGCGUGGUAUCAACCUGUCUGGCGGACAGAAGGUGCGGCUGGCACUGGCCCGUGCUAUUUACUCCCGCGCAGACAUCUAUGUUUUGGAUGACCUACUGGCGGCGGUUGAUGCACAUGUCGAGCGGCAUCUAAUCGAAAAUGUGCUUGUUGGCAGUGGAGUGAUCAGUGACAAGACGCGUAUCCUGGUCACACACGCCGAGCAUGUCGUCCCGCUGGCGGAUAAGGUCAUUGCACUGACAAACGGCGUAGCAGAUAUCGUGGAUCAGCAUCCUGUAGGCGUUUACUCAGAGCCCGCCAAAAUCGCCGUCAGAGGAUUAUGA
This is a messenger RNA of Linderina pennispora, 639 nucleotides long. RefSeq names its product P-loop containing nucleoside triphosphate hydrolase protein. Gene Ontology annotation, biological process: transmembrane transport. Gene Ontology annotation, molecular function: ATP binding; ATP hydrolysis activity; ATPase-coupled transmembrane transporter activity. Gene Ontology annotation, cellular component: membrane. The record is from RefSeq and is a predicted model, not a curated record. Lineage: Eukaryota; Fungi; Kickxellomycota; Kickxellomycetes; Kickxellales; Kickxellaceae. The transcript has a single exon. The annotation marks the transcript as partial.